AUGAAAAGCGUCGUUUUACAACCGGCCGAACGACGAUUUGUUCUCGGCCCAGUUCGGUGGCUGCUGCUGCUGCAGGCUGGGCUCUAUUUUCUCAUUGCCCCGCUAACCAGGCACUUGAACGCACACGGCGUGGACUCCGCAAUAUAAGAAUCUACAUCGACAUCCACAUUGGGAUCUCGGGAUCGUCUUCGUUCCGUUCCGUUCCGUUUUGUGCGCGGUUCCAUUCAAAAAGGGGCGAAUCAUCAUUUAAUUUGAAUUUUUUUUCAAUAAAAAAGUGCACAAAAAGAAAUUCAUAAUAAAAAAAUAAGAAUAAUAAUAAAACGAAUCCUAAAGCUACAAAUGUAAAUGGUACCCAUUCCACAAUACCCCCCUCCCAGUGCGGAGUGAUUCUUUGUGUGUUUGUGAGUGUGGAAAUAUGCAAAGAUUGGCGCAAGUUGCGAGGCGUAAAAAUAUUCAAAUUUCAUGUUGAAAUUACUGCACGCAUUUUUAAAUAAUCCAAUGCCAGCGGAAAAAGUGUACAAGUAAUCGGGAAGCAGGCAGCGGCUCUCAAAUACGGCAUAUAACGAAGCGCGACCCACGAGGCAUCUGCUAAUAGGAUUACGCAUCACCUCCGGUCCCGACAGUUGUCCGGAUUAGCACCAACAACAACCGCAACAGCCAGAAUAUCCGCCAAGUCCCUUCUUCAACAGAGGACACAGAUUAAAAGACUUCGACCUUGGUCUUCAUCAUGCGAAUGUGUUCGUGCCCUUCGUAGUCGCAUUCCAUCCCUUGACAGCUCAACAAUGUGGACCUACAUGAUGGCUGCCGCCCGCGGAGAUCGGGUUAACUCAAUGAUGUCCACCAGAAGACGCCCCGAAACCGAAUCCCCAAAAUACGGAUACAACCUCUCCUCCCGCCCCAUGUACCGCACCACCCGCUUCGUGGGACCCGCCUCCUCAGCGCCCGCCCAGUUGCAGCUGCCCCAUCAAUCGCACCACCAGCAGCCAGGGGCGUUGCCGGCUCCACCUCCACUCGAAGAGAUUAGCGGUGGCUUGUUCGCUCCGUUUGCGCCAACCGCAGCGAUUUCUGUCGAACAGGCAGCCAGCUCGAUUCCCUUGGGAGCGGAAACCGAUGAGCGCCUGGAGGUGCAUCAACUUCAUUAUCCACGCAGAAGUUGGCAAAGAACCCAUCGCCAUGGAAAUCAGGUUGAGGUGGAUGACGACGAGGAUGACGACGAGGAUGAUGAUGAUUUCGAUGGGGCCGAUGGUGAGGACAACCAAGAGGAAGUCAUUGCUCCGGCUGACCUGCAGCAGCAUCGCCACAAACACCAUCAGCUGCAGAACCAUCGCCACCAACGACAACAGCAGCAGCACCAGCAGCACUCCAGUGAUCCCAGCUACGUGGAAAACGGCAGAAAGCUGAUACAGGAGCCCAGCAAACGGAGCAAACCGUCGGCUUUGAGGCGAACCCUGCAGGCGUUGCGGCAACGUCUGACCAAACGGAAUCGACCAAAGCCGCCCGACUGGUUCCUGGAGAAGUUCUCGAACGCCACCAACACGGACAAGAUUGGCAAGGGCUGUCCCAUGAUGGACGAUGCGGCCCUCUCCAGCGAAAUUCGAGGCAGCAGUGCCCUUUGCAACCGUCUCUCCGUGGACCCCACACUCCAGUCCCAUUACAGGUGGCUGGCUGUGGUCUCGCUGGCCGUGCUCUACAACAUCAUAUUCGUAAUGGGUCGUGCCGUCUUCUGGGAGAUCAAUAAGAGUGCUCCUGCGGUUUGGUACACUCUGGAUUAUCUCUGCGAUUUCAUCUAUCUGCUGGAUACGCUUGUUCACAUGCACGAGGGAUUUCUGGACCAGGGUCUGCUCGUACGGGAUGCCUUCCGGCUACGAAGAAACUACUUCCACACGAAAGGCUGGUACCUGGACGUGCUCUCGAUGAUGCCCACAGAUUUGGCGUACAUCUGGUGGCCGCCGGAGACUUGCAGCAGCUUGUACCUGCCGUGCCCGGUAAUUGUGCGACUGAAUCGACUGCUGCGCAUCAACCGGCUCUGGGAGUGGUUCGACCGAACGGAGACGGCCACCGGCUAUCCGAAUGCCUUCCGAAUCUGCAAGGUGGUGCUGGCCAUCCUGGUGCUGAUCCACUGGAACGCCUGCAUGUACUUUGCCAUCAGCUACGAGAUUGGCUUCAGCUCCGACUCGUGGGUCUAUAAUCUGAAUGGCACGAGGAACAACACACUGCAGCGGCAGUACAUCUACAGCUUCUACUGGUCCACUCUAACGCUGACGACCAUCGGAGAGACACCCACUCCCGAGAACGAUGUGGAGUAUUUGUUUGUGGUGGCGGACUUUCUCGCCGGGGUCCUCAUCUUUGCCACCAUUGUGGGUAACAUCGGUUCCAUGAUUUCCAAUAUGAAUGUGGCCCGCGUCGAGUUCCAGAACCGCAUGGAUGGCGUGAAGCAGUACAUGGCCUUCCGCCGCGUGGGUCAUGAGUUGGAGGCGCGGGUGAUCCGCUGGUUUGCGUACACCUGGUCCCAGAGUGGCGCCCUGGACGAGGAACGAGUGCUGGCCGCUCUGCCGGACAAGCUGAAGGCGGAGAUUGCCAUCCAAGUGCACAUGGACACGCUGAAACAGGUGCGCAUCUUCCACGACACGGAGCCAGGCCUACUGGAGGCCCUCGUGCUCAAGCUCAAGCUGCAGGUCUUCAGCCCCGGCGACUACAUCUGCCGAAAGGGAGAUGUGGGCAAGGAGAUGUACAUCGUGAAGCGGGGCAAGCUGUCGGUGGUGGGGGACAAUGGAAUCACCGUGUUGGCCACCCUGGGCGCCGGCUCCGUCUUCGGGGAGGUGUCCGUUCUGGAGAUUGCCGGCAAUCGGACGGGCAACCGACGUACCGCCAAUGUCCGCUCCCUGGGCUACUCGGAUCUGUUCUGCCUGGCCAAGCGGGAUCUGUGGGAGACGCUGGCCGACUAUCCCGAGGCCCGGUCCACCCUCACCCAACGCGGCUGCCAGCUGCUGCGUAAGGAUGGACUCCUGGACGAGCAGAUAUUUUCGGACUCCCAGCGCGUGCAUGACAGCAUAGAGGGCGGUAUCGAGAAGUUGGAGCUCUCCGUGGAGAACCUCAAUAUGCGCCUGGCCCGACUGUUGGCCGAGUACACGGCCAGCCAGGCCAAGAUCAAGCAGCGACUGGCCAAGCUGGAAAUGAAUGGCGGUGCUGGCACAUGGCGCUUGGAAAGCGAGCCACAGACCCGAGCCCGCAGCGGACGUCUCUACUCGCUGCAGCCCAAGCGGCGCCCACGUUCGCGACCCGACGCGACUGCCAAAAGUGGCGAGGCUGCCAAGCAGAACACGCUCUAAGUCCCCCAAAGACCCAUCCAAACCAGACCAACCUCCGCCCCAGUGUCCGCCGGAAUAUAGUGAUAAAUGCAUUAAAGUUGCAGAAGCGAAGAUAGGGACGUUUGGCCAGGGGCAAAAACUGUAGUUGAAGUCAAAGUUAGGGGCAGGUAAAUCAAUUUUUAAUUUUUACAAUUAGUUUUUAGAGAAAUGGACAGGAUUAGGGGGGUUGGCUGAGUGGAAGAGCACGACAGGGAAGGGAAGUGUAGAUAACUUUAUAAAUUUAUAAAAUUAUUCAAAACUGAAUGUGCCUCAAAGUUUGUGUGUGUGUAUGUAUGUGUGUAAUGAUGGAUAGGUUAAGGGAUGAGAGAGAAAGCAAGCCAGAGAGAGGGAGAGAAACAGAAGUGGUGGCCCAGGAUGAGUCAGGCGCGUAUAAAGCUAGCCCCUUACGAUCCAAUGUACAUAUAUUAAGUAUAGUCAAAUUUUACAAGCGAACAAACGACUGUUUGCCUAGGCUAGGAUCAUUUUUUUACAAUAAACCUGAUGGGAGGAUUACAGGAAAAGGGCAUCCAAACUGUAAACAACUCCAAUACAAUAUAGCGAACAAACAACUGACCAACAAGAGACAUUGCUGAACUACCUAGAACAGGAAUAGAGAAGAGUCUAAUGAUAUGUAGACGGGGAUCAUGAGUCAGAACUGCAUUUCCUGUAGAGGACACCACAAUUUCGCUUUAAGGACAACCCCAAACAAAAAAAAGCCCAAGCGACUUCAAGGAAAACGUUAACAAAAAGCUUACAAAGCUACCAAACAAAAACAAGGA
Messenger RNA from Drosophila miranda, 4126 nucleotides. It is a transcript of the gene CngA, whose product is annotated as cyclic nucleotide-gated cation channel subunit A. Gene Ontology annotation, biological process: monoatomic cation transmembrane transport. Bases 783 to 3329 code for a protein of 848 amino acids. The record is from RefSeq and is a predicted model, not a curated record. The transcript has 9 exons. Gene Ontology annotation, cellular component: plasma membrane; intracellular cyclic nucleotide activated cation channel complex. Lineage: Eukaryota; Metazoa; Arthropoda; Insecta; Diptera; Drosophilidae. Gene Ontology annotation, molecular function: intracellularly cAMP-activated cation channel activity; intracellularly cGMP-activated cation channel activity; protein-containing complex binding.